Culex pipiens pallens (northern house mosquito) is the source of this 1021-nucleotide messenger RNA. Its product is annotated as soma ferritin-like. Gene Ontology annotation, molecular function: ferrous iron binding; ferric iron binding. Gene Ontology annotation, biological process: intracellular iron ion homeostasis; iron ion transport. The transcript is spliced from 3 exons. Bases 212 to 859 code for a protein of 215 amino acids. Gene Ontology annotation, cellular component: cytoplasm. The record is from RefSeq and is a predicted model, not a curated record. Lineage: Eukaryota; Metazoa; Arthropoda; Insecta; Diptera; Culicidae.
UGCUUUAUCACUCGAGUAGAAGAAAGGCAAGACGCAGAUUCUCCAGAAAGGAGACCGCAGAACCAAUCGUGUUGUGACGUCGUGUGGACGUUUCCGAGUUAUUUCCUGGUAGGAUAAAAUAUCGAUUUUCAAACAGUCAGAACCUUUCCGUACGCGACAGAUUUUGUCGAACUCGAGAAGAUUCACAAAAUCCAAGAGUAAAUUCUCCAUCAUGAAGUUUGCUGCGCUGAUUUUGAGCCUGGUGGCCGGCUUGGCGGUGGCCCACGGGGCCGUCGAGGGCGAUAGCUGCACCACCAACAAGGAUAAAUGUACGGCCCUGUUUUCCGGCUUUUCCCACGUGGAGAAGGACAUGCACAAGUACACCAAGCAAAUGCUAGUCAAGUCGUACGACUUCCUGCUGCUCUCGUCGGUCUUUGACCAGUACAACGUGGAUAGGCCCGGGUUCGAGAAGCUGUACCGCAAGAUCGCCGACAAGGCCUGGGACGAUACCAUCGACCUGAUCAAGUACCAGAGCCGUCGUGGAGCGGUCGUUACGCUGGACGAAACCAACUUUGUGCACAACGUGAGCAGUCUGUUGACGAGCAACGAAGCCUCCUCGCUGAAGCUGGCUCUGGAUUACGAGAAACUGAUGGCCACUGAGGCUCACAUGAUGCAUAAGAAGAUCUCCCAUACUGGCGAAAGCAACCAUUACGAUCCGGACGCGGCCCAUUACUUGGAUGAGAACCUGAUUGAGUACCAGAGUGGCACUAUCCGUAAGCUUUCUGGUCAUAUUAGGAACUUGAACGACAUUCUUGGUGAGGCUGGCACCAAGGAUCUUGGCUUGCAAAUGUUUGAUGAUUAUUUGGAUAAGGUUGAGUAAAGGGUGCUUAAUUCCAGUGCUAAGGCAUGUAGAAUCUAAUUAGUUUGUUCAGGAAUGACAUAACGUGAUAGCUGAUAAAAGUGCUGCAAAAUAUGAUGUACUGACUUAAAUCGUGUUUAAAGUUAAAGAAGAUUGGAAUAAAAUAAAGUUUUAGUGGAAAAA